Exophiala oligosperma is the source of this 906-nucleotide messenger RNA. RefSeq lists its product as uncharacterized. NCBI's taxonomy places the organism in Eukaryota, Fungi, Ascomycota, Eurotiomycetes, Chaetothyriales, Herpotrichiellaceae. The transcript has 4 exons. The record is from RefSeq and is a predicted model, not a curated record. The coding region runs from base 1 to 906 and encodes 301 amino acids.
AUGGCGACGCGCCGCGCAUCUACAACAACCGGGCUUUCAACUUCGCGAGGUAUCAACCUACGUUUUGGCUGUGAUCACCUGGCUCUUAGCAUAUCCAUCUAUGGUCACCGCCUUCCCAGUCUCCUCGCCCAAAACCAAGGACCGGACCUUGAAGUCCUCCUACUCUCAAUGUCAAUCAAUCGUCUCCUGCAACGACGCGAGGGAGACCGGGGACCCAGAGACAGCAAGAGGAAGCAGCUGUGGGUCAAAAGUACAUUCUUGAACUAUGGAAUCGCCGAUGCAGAUACCUACAACUUCGACGGCACCGGCUUCGCCAUGGGUCAGAUCACGCCAUCCAUGAUUGUCACCCGCGCCGAAAGGAGAGGAAAGCCAAAAAUGACCCGGCCUGGCAUUCGAGAAUGGGCCACAUCGGGGCAGGAGAACUCGGUGCUGGCGUUGGAUCCUACUCCAGCACUACCAGCAACGACAUCGGUGAAGAGGAGCUACGAAGACCGAAUUCGAGAAGACUACGAAGCUCUGACGAAGAUCAGGAAGAUGGCCGAAGCAUUGAGAGUGUCUUGGGAUUUCAACAUGACUUCCGACGACAUCAACAAUUCACUUUUGCGUUUGGAGGGUUAUGCACUCUGCGAAGAUGACACUACCCACAUGAAUGGCAUAUCCUACAACAAGAUUUUGUCUUCCCAAAUAAAUCAGACAGUGGAAGUUGGGUCGGAGCACUUGCGGCCCAGCAGCGUCAAGCCUGACGACAUGCCGCUCGAAGAGAUCAGUCCAAAUGUGCAGAAAAAAGCAUCUCAAGAUGACGGCAAACGAGACACGGCCACCGAAACGGGUGACACCGUCUGUCGAGUUCUCACCGGGAUUCCAAAGGGCAACAGCAACGAAGUUGCAAAGGAGAUGGUAGUGUGA